AUGGACGCCUACGACGUCUUCAUCGAGCCCAGCGUGGUCUCACAUAGUUUGGGAUGCAACUUCAUCUCGCCCACAGUAAAGCACUUGGUUGUGGCGAAAACCACGCUCUUGCAGGUGUUUGAGAUUCUCAGUUCCGACGCAAAAGCGCCAGAAAUUCUUCCCAGCCACAAGCUCAAGCUUCUUGGCCUGUUCAAGUUGCAAGGCGAGGUCACAGACCUCCAGCCCAUGCGCACGGUGGAAAACCCGACGUUGGACUACUUGCUUGUGUCCACCUCCACCGCCAAGGUGUCUUGUAUCCGCUGGGACCAUGCCCGACACACGAUUCUGACGGCGUCGUUGCACUACUACGAGCAUGCGUUGCAGAACUUGACGUACGAGAAGAUUGUGCGCUCGCAAUUGGCCGUGUCGCCGCCGGCAAAUGCGCUGUUCUGCUUGCGCCACGACAACUUGCUUGUGUUUUUGCCCUUUGCCCGCCCGGACGACGACGACGACGACGACGACAAGAUGAAGGUCGACGAGAAGGACGAGAAGGAGAUGAAGGACGAGAAGGACGAGAACAUCGAGCCAAACGGAAAGGAGGCCAAAGAUACCAACGAGGCCGAGGCUCUGAAGGACGAGAAAAACGCAAACAGCGCCAUCCACGCGUCGUCCAACAUCCCUAUUUUCGGCUCGAGCUUCAUCCUCGAGGCGUCGGCGCUCGAUAACAAAAUCGGCGACAUCAUAGACUUACAAUUCUUGCAUCACUACAGACAGCCCACGAUAGCAGUUCUUUCGCAGCAGAAGAGCACAUGGGCGGGUCUUUUGCCUCAGACAAAAGACAAUGUCAUCUUCUCCGUCUUGUCGCUUGACAUGCAGACUCGCUUGACUACCACUGUGCUCCAGAUUGAAAACUUGCCCUACGAUCUCGAAAAAAUCAUUGCGCUCCCCUCUCCAUUGAACGGAAGUUUAUUGAUCGGAUGCAAUGAACUCAUACACGUUGACACGGGCGGAAUUACACGCAGAAUUGCUGUCAACCAAUAUACAGAAGACAUAACCGCUUCGCUCAAAAAUUACGCCGACCAAACAAGCUUAGACUUGAAGUUGGAGGACUGCUCUAUAUUGCCCAUUCCCAACGAUAAUAAGUUGCUUAUGGUUUUGCGCACCGGCGAAAUGUACUUUAUAGUCUUUGAGGUUGACGGAAAGACGAUAAAGCGCAUGUCGGUGGAAGAAAUCCCCUCCGAAACAUACUCUCAAAUCAAACUUAUGGACCCCUCCUCAUUUGCUUCGUUAGACAACAAUCUUUUGUUUUUGACCGGCAGAAGCUCCAACUCACAUUUGGUCGAACUCCGGUACACAUCUGAAAAUGACCACAAGGUCGAAGAAAAUGGAAAUGCCUUAGAUGAUGAUGAAGACGAUAUUUACGGUGACGAAGAAACCGUGGAGAGAAAAAGAGUCGAAGGGGGAAAACUCGAACUCAUUUCGCAUGACGAGCUUAUUAACAAUGGACCAAUCACUUCCUUCACUAUGGGAAGAUAUUCCACCGAGAAAUUUCUCGCUAAUUUACCCAAUCCAUCUUACAACGAGAUUUCCAUAUUUGCUAGCGGAGGAGGAGGAGAAAUGGGGCAUCUUAGCAUCAUGACACCUACAGUCCAACAGACAAUCAAAUCGUCUCUUCAAUUUUCGCAAAUCAACCGAUUAUGGACCAUUAAUAAUAGGUAUCUCAUCACCUCGGACGAUCCCAAUCAGAAAUCGGAAAUCUUUGACAUUAAUCAAUCAUACGCACGGUUUUCUGCAAAGCAUUUCAUUAAUAAUGAGUUAACGGUGGCAAUGCACGAGUUAAACAACGGCAAAUUCAUUCUCCAAGUCACGCCAAAGCACAUCAUCUUGUUCAAUAACAAAUUUAAGCGCUUGGCUACUUUGGACGAAGAGUUGAAGGAAUUUGGAGAGGCUGAUAUUAUUAAUAGUGUGUUCAACGACGAGUAUUUGAUGGCAUUUUUUUCCACUGGUGAAGUUGUCAUUUACAGCGUUAAUACAUACAACAAAACAUUUUCGCAAAUCCCGCUUCCCAAGUUGCUAUCCGAUACUAUUCUCACCACGGGCUACAUCACAAACUCCAAACUUUUGAAUGUUGUGCUGAAGGAUAUUGGCGUGCUUUUAAAUAAGGGUCAAAAAAGAAAGAGAGACGAUGUGCAUCUGAUGGUGAAAGCUGAUUCCAAAGCCGUUUCCGAUGCUAAGCUGAAAACGUUUGUGCUCGUUACUGGUGAUAACCGUAUUGUUGUUUUUAGCCGAUUCCACAACGAAAAAUGCUUCCAGUUGAAUUCUGUGGAAAAGUUCUCUGACAUUUUAACUUUGGGUUUUUUUGACAUCAAUGGUGCUGAACCUGAUCCACUUCUCAAACAGGUCAUUUUAAACGAUCUCGGAGAUGUGCAUCUGAAAGAUGAACAUUUGACCAUUUUGACUAUUGGAGGUGAGAUUUACUCGUAUAAAAUGUUUUUCGAUGGGGAAAACUUUCAGUUUGUCAAACAGUAUGACCUUCCAAUCACAGGUGCCCCAUUCAAUGCAUAUUCGCAUGGUACUUCUAUUGAGCGGAGAAUGAUAUAUUUUCCUGAUGUUAGUGGCACUACUUGUAUUAUGGUAACUGGAGUCAUUCCUUAUAUGAUCACGAGGUCGAGACAUUCGCAAGUGAAGGUAUUCAAGUUUUCCAAGAUCCCAAUCGUUUCGUUUGUGCCCUUCUCAACAGAUAAGAUCAAGAAUGGUUUAAUUUACCUUGAUACCAAAAAGAAUGCCAGAAUUGUUGAGCUUCCUUCAGAAUUCAGCUACGACUACAACUGGCCUAUACGGAAAGUGUCCAUUGGCGAAACGGUCAAGUCUGUGGCAUUUCAUGAGGGUUCCAACACGUUGGUCGUCUCCACGCUCAAGGAGAUUCCUUAUAAUUGCAUUGAUGAGGAGGGAAAUCCCAUUGUGGGCAUCAAACCUAACAAGCCUUCUGCCAUUUCGUACAAAGGACUGAUCAAAUUGAUUUCUCCUGUGAACUGGUCAGUGAUUGACAAUAUCGAGUUGGCUGAUAACGAGGUGGGCUUGCAUGUGAAGUCCAUGCCAUUAGAUGUUGGUAGCGAAACAAAAAGAUUCAAGAGCAAAAAAGAAUUUGUGUUGGUUGGAACGGGUAAGUACCGAUUGGAGGACCUUGCCUGUAAUGGCUCUUACAAACUUUUAGAGAUCAUUGAUAUUAUUCCCGAACCGGGAAAACCCGAAACAAACCACAAGUUCAAAGAAUUCACCCAAGAAGAUACGAGAGGCGCUGUCACUUCUAUCUGUGAAGUCAGUGGGAGAUUCCUUGUUGCGCAAGGACAAAAGAUCAUUGUGCGUGAUAUCAAGGAUAACAGUGCUGUUUCUGUGGCGUUUUUGGACACUUCUGUGUUUGUGUCUGAGUCGAAAAGCUUUGGCAAUCUCGUUGUUUUGGGAGACACUUUGAAGAGUGUAUGGUUGGCUGGUUUCGAUGCCGAGCCGUUCCGUAUGAUUAUGCUAGGCAAAGAUUUGCAAGGACUUGACGUCAGCAGCGCAGAUUUUCUUGUCAAGGAUGAAGAGAUUUACAUUUUAGUUGCAGACAACAACCGCAGCUUACACGUUCUUCAGUACAACCCAGAGGACCCUGCAUCCUCGAACGGACAGCGACUUUUGCAUAAGUCGUCUUUCACGACGAAUUACCUCACGACAUGUACGAAGUCUGUUCCGAAACACGAACAGUUAAGCACAUGGUUUGAUCCCCAGGCGAUCCCUUUCCAAACUGUUGGAUCUACAGUCGAAGGUGCCAUGUAUGUGGUGUUUCCCAUCAGCGAGCCCACAUACCGAAGAAUGUAUAUCAUGCAGCAGCAGCUCAUUGACAAAGAAUAUCAUCACUGUGGCUUGAACCCGAGAUUGAACCGAAUCGGCCGCAUUGAGUCGGUGAACUAUGCGAACUUGAGAGCAAUGUUGGACUGCGAAUUGAUACGGCGGUUUUCGAAAUUGAAUGAAGACAGAAAACGCACCUUGAGUCUGAAGAUCAGCACCAAGAAUGUGCAAGUGGAUAUUUGGAAGGACCUCAUUGAGUUUGAAAAUGUCAUGAACAAUAUGUGA
Clavispora lusitaniae ATCC 42720 is the source of this 4092-nucleotide messenger RNA. Its product is annotated as cleavage/polyadenylation factor CFT1. Lineage: Eukaryota; Fungi; Ascomycota; Pichiomycetes; Serinales; Metschnikowiaceae. Gene Ontology annotation, molecular function: nucleic acid binding; protein binding. Gene Ontology annotation, cellular component: mRNA cleavage and polyadenylation specificity factor complex; nucleus. The record is from RefSeq and is a predicted model, not a curated record.